This is a messenger RNA of Arabis nemorensis, 945 nucleotides long. The record is from the annotation of a GenBank genome assembly. NCBI's taxonomy places the organism in Eukaryota, Viridiplantae, Streptophyta, Magnoliopsida, Brassicales, Brassicaceae.
AUGUAUGUGGCGAAAUGCAAACAAGGAGAGAGCUUCUCAGAAGGGAAAAUUAUUCCUUAUGGAGACAUUUCAAUUAGCCCUUGUUCUGGGAUUCUCAAAUAUGGACAGGGACUAUUUGAAGGUCUCAAGGCUCACAGGACAGAAGAUGGACGGAUCACACUCUUCCGGCCUGACCAAAACGCUCUUCGUAUGCAAACGGGUGCCGAUAGGCUUUGUAUGAUACCUCCUUCCGUGGAGCAAUUUGUCGAAGCAGUUAAGCAAACUGUUCCUCCUCCAGGUGAAGGGGCUUUGUAUAUUAGGCCUCUGCUCAUAGGUAGUGGUGCUGUCCUUGGAAUGGCUUCAGCACCUGAAUAUACAUUUCUCAUUUACGUAUCUCCCGUUGGAAAUUACCAUAAGGCAAGCUCAGGCUUGAACCUCAAAGUUGAUCAUAAGUAUCGGCGUGCUCAUACCGGUGGAGCCGGCGGUGUGAAGAGUUGCACAAACUAUUCUCCAGUUUUGAAAUCGUUGCUCGAAGCAAAGUCAUUGGGUUUCUCUGAUGUCUUGUUUCUGGAUGCGGCAACUGGUAGAAACAUCGAAGAGCUUUGUACUUGUAACAUCUUCAUUGUCAAGGGGAACAUUGUGUCUACACCACCAACUUUGGGAACCAUUUUACCAGGAAUCACAAGGAAAAGCAUAAGCGAGCUAGCUCGUGAUUUUGGCUAUGAGGUUCAAGAACGCGAUGUUUCAGUGGAGGAGCUAUUAGAGGCAGAAGAAGUUUUCUGCACAGGGACUGCGAUGGUCGUUAAAGCUGUUGAAACUGUGACCUUCCAUGACAAAAAGAUAAAAUACAUGACAGGAGAAGGAGCAAUGUCUACGAAGCUUCACUUGAUGUUAACCAAUAUUCAGAUGGGUGUUGUUGAAGAUACUAAGGGUUGGAUAGUGGAGAUGGAUGGUUUGUUGAAAUAG